Molecule: messenger RNA, 1769 nt
Organism: Tupaia belangeri chinensis (Chinese tree shrew)
Lineage: Eukaryota; Metazoa; Chordata; Mammalia; Scandentia; Tupaiidae
Gene: SLC15A3
Product: solute carrier family 15 member 3
Exons: 8
Coding region: 10-1626 (538 amino acids)
Biological process (GO): transmembrane transport
Cellular component (GO): membrane
Molecular function (GO): transmembrane transporter activity
Source: RefSeq, a predicted model, not a curated record
CUGGUGCAGAUGCUGGAGCGGGCCGCCUUCUUCGGCGUCGCCGCCAACCUCGUGCUCUACCUCAACAGCAAGAACUUCAACUGGGCGGGCGAGCAGGCGUCGCGCGCCGCGCUCGUGUUCCUGGGCGCCUCCUACCUGCUGGCGCCCGUGGGCGGCUGGCUGGCCGACGUGUACCUGGGCCGCCACCGCGCCGUCGCGCUCAGCCUGCUGCUCUACCUGGCCGCCUCGGCCCUGCUGCCUGCCACCGCUGUGCCAGAUGGCCGCCGCUCCUUCUGCGGCGAGGUGCCCCCUUCUCAACUGACCCCCGCUUGCCCCUCACCCGGCUGCCAGCUCGCCUCGCCCAGCCCCUACUGCGCGCCCACCCUCUAUGCCGGGCUGCUGCUCCUCGCCCUGGCCGCCAGCUCCGUCAGGAGCAACCUCACCUCUUUCGGUGCUGACCAGGUAAUGGAUCUUGGCCGAGACGCCACCCGCCGCUUCUUCAACUGGUUUUAUUGGAGCAUCAACCUGGGUGCUGUGCUGUCGCUGCUGGUGGUGGCCUUCAUCCAGCAGAACAUCAGCUUCCUGCUGGGCUACAGCAUCCCCGUGGGUUGUGUGGGCCUGGCCUUCUUCACCUUUCUCUUCACCACCCCCAUCUUCAUCACCAAGCCCCCCACCGGCAGCCAGAUAUCCUCCAUGCUUAAGCUCGCUUUCCGAAACUGCUGCCCCCGACUGGGCCAACGACACUCUGACAGAGACCCCCAGGGUGCCCACCUGCUUCCUGACCAGAGAUUUCCCCAGCCUGGCGCCUCCUCCCAAGAGGACAUUGCCAACUUCCAGGUGUUGGUGAAGAUCUUACCUGUCAUGGUGACGCUAGUACCCUACUGGAUGGUGUACUUCCAGAUGCAGUCCACGUAUGUGCUCCAAGGUCUUCACCUCCACAUCCCGAACAUUUUCCCAGCCAACCCUGCCAACAGCUCCAUGGCUCUGAAAGCCCAGGGCAGCUAUACGAUCCCAGAAGCCUGGCUCCUUCUUGCCAACGUAGUGGUGGUGCUGAUUCUGGUCCCUCUGAAGGACCACCUGAUCGAUCCUUUACUGCUGCGGUGUAAGCUGCUUCCUUCGGCCCUGCAGAAGAUGGCACUGGGGAUGUUCUUUGGUUUUACCUCUGUCAUUGUGGCAGGUGUCCUGGAGAUGGAGCGUUUACACUACAUCCACCGCAACGAGACCGUGUCCCAGAAGAUCGGGGAGGACCUGUACUACGCAGCACCACUGCCCAUCUGGUGGCAGAUCCCACAGUACCUGCUUAUUGGGAUCAGCGAGAUUUUCGCCAGCAUCCCAGGCCUGGAGUUCGCCUAUUCGGAGGCCCCGCGGUCCAUGCAGGGAGCAAUGAUGGGCAUCUUCUUCUGCCUGUCAGGGGUGGGCUCGCUGUUGGGCUCAAGCCUGGUGGCACUACUGUCCUUGCCAGGGGGCUGGUUGCACUGCCCCGAGGACUUCGGGAACAUCAACAAUUGCCGGAUGGACCUCUACUUCUUCCUGCUGGCUGGCAUUCAGGCCGUCACAGCCCUCUUAUUUAUCUGGAUCGCUGGUCGCUAUGAGAGGGCCGGUCAGGGCCCAGCCUCCCAGAGCAGUCCCAGCAGGGAUAGGGGCUGAACAUGCCCCCAGCCCACCGCUGGCUUCUCGUUGCCAGGACACAGACCCCGCAGUCUCAGCUCUGGUUUCCUUCUGUUUAUUCUGUACCCGACGUUAGAAUGAAAUGGUUCCCAUAAAUAAGGGGCAGAAGCCCUUCCUCACAA